AUCAGAGAUCAGAUCGGACCAUCUUGCAAGAAAGAUGGGCCGUUCAAAUAUUCGCGCUAUAUUUGAUAAGGCCCACGUGACUUCAAUAGCCAAUUAGAAGGCAUGAGUCGUAGCGCCCUCGCCCGCUUCGAACUUCAAAAGCAUACCCACAGACACGAGAAAAAACUCAAAAUUUUAUCUUAAGAAAAUUAAAAUAAUUUCAAUUUACAAACAAAUUUUACCAAAUUGCCUUUCUUCUUCUAUACAAUUUAUUUUGUUUAUUGGUGGUGGAUGGUUUGGUUGUGUAUACGCGGGUUCUCAAGAAUGUAGCAAGUGUGCAGUCAGCGAUUCCAUGAAUCUUGGGGUGGAGCCCACACGAUGCCUAAUUACUGCAUUUUGAGGACAUGCACUAACCGGGACCUGAAGACAUUCCCACCUCCGAAUGAGGGAUUGUCAAAAGAAGACAUACGAUGUGUUUACCACUUUCCGUUCCCAAAAUAUCCCAAUGAAAUUUUAUCAGAGUGGCUGGUUUUUGUUCAAAAAUUUAAUCGCACUAACGCUGCAGUAAAUACAAAAGGUACCUACCUUUGUUCGCUUCACUUUGAGGAAGAAGAUUUUGUUGAUUAUGGUAAACUUAGUAAGGAUGCCGUGCCCACAAUACCCCCGCCCAAAUUUUCAGCUGCGAUUGCCUAUAAAUUCCGGCUCAUACCUCACCUAGAUUCAAAACUUUUGGAACUCGUCAAUAACUUUAAUUUGAGCCUAGAGGAAUUAAUUAAGGUUCCACCAGAACAUCGUGUCUCUGACAUAGCUCUAAAGAGCAAAGUAGAUACUCGUGUUCGGAUUGCUACCCUUUGUUCUCCUGAGGAGAAUAUCCUUCAGAAAAAUCAGAAGUCUUGCAUCUUGAGGGCCUGCCGAAAUCAUGAUGUGCAGGAACAGGAUCACAGAACACAUUGGCACUCAAUUCCUUCUACUGAAAAUCUCCUGGCGAAAUGGACAAAUUUCAUAAUUAGGUGCAACCGAACCCACGAUUUCCAACCACAGCCUGGAGGUAGUAAUAUCUAUGUUUGUUCCUUACACUUUGAAAAGUCAUGUUAUCUCCCUAGUGGUGAAAUUUCCAUGAAUGCCAUACCUACUAUUGCUCCAAAGUUCACUGCAGAAACAGCUUUCAAGUAUCAUCUGAUACCUCACCUAGAAUCAGAAUGUUUAGAUGAUAUCAAUGAUUUUGACAGAGGAUUGGAAGAUUUAUUUCACCUGACACCUGGUCCUCUCAACCCUGAGCUGGACAGUGAUAUGUUAGUGGACCCGAAUGAGGGAACUGAAGAGUCAACAAGCCCACAUCAAAGCCCUACCCAUUCAGAAAGUUCUCUAUCUAGUUAUCCGAAUUCUGAAUCAGAGCCUGGGAUCUCUGCAUCUGACCAAGGAUUAACUGGAUAUUACAAGGAAGACCAUAACUUUAUUUCUAAUCAACAGUUGGACAUAACUGAGGCUGAAGCACAUCAAGAAGUUUCAACAGCAUAUGACUGGGGUAGCAGUAUCACAGCAGAUCUAUCUGAAAGUGUCAUUGAUGCCCAUCUGGAAACUGGGAGAUCAGAUGCACUUGUGGCAAUAAAAAAAGCAAGUAAAAUCCAGCGUGGUAAACCAAGUAUUAGCACAGCAGUUUUAUCAGAUGGUGACUUUAGCACCCCUUUAAAAACCAUAAGAUCACUUACACUUGUGAAAACAGAGGCAAUGAAAGCACAACAGCGCAUUAAAACGUUGAAACAGAAAUUAGUACAGGGUCGAUCUCAGAUAAAGAGUAUUUUCUUUUUACUGAGACGUCUCAAACGUGAGGGCUCUGUUACACAUGAGGCUGCUUUACUUCUCUUGAAAGGUCUUGAAGAUAUGUAUGUUGCACUUCAUGAUAAACCGAAUCCGUCAUAAUUGUUUUGUAAGUUUUUCAAUUAUAUGAUUGACUGAUUACACACGA
Messenger RNA from Frankliniella occidentalis (western flower thrips), 1945 nucleotides. RefSeq lists its product as uncharacterized. The record is from RefSeq and is a predicted model, not a curated record. Lineage: Eukaryota; Metazoa; Arthropoda; Insecta; Thysanoptera; Thripidae. Bases 358 to 1899 code for a protein of 513 amino acids. Gene Ontology annotation, molecular function: sequence-specific DNA binding. The transcript is spliced from 8 exons.